AUGAAAGCCAUAUCUAAAAGUUUUCUGGGUCUUUAUCAGACAACAAAAACCAAAGCAAUAUUACCAAAGUCAUCAGCUGCUAAUUACUGUUACUAUCACUCGAUCAGAAAUACCAUGUCUGAUAAUUCUUUGUUGUCGGGGUUUAAUCGCCCAAGAUCAAUUGUUAAAAGGGUUUUGGCUAAUCCCCAGAGUGAGGGUGAUGGUGCUCUUGUCAGGAGAAGCAUUGGAAGGCCUGAAUUGAAGAACCUUGACCCAUUCCUCAUGUUGGAUGAAUUCGAAGUGUCCCAACCUGCUGGAUUUCCUGACCAUCCCCAUAGAGGUUUUGAGACUGUAACAUAUAUGUUGGAGGGAGCUUUUACUCAUCAAGAUUUUGGUGGGCACAAGGGUACAAUUGGAGCUGGUGAUGUGCAGUGGAUGACAGCAGGAAGAGGUAUAAUGCACUCAGAAAUGCCUGCAAAAGAAGGUGCAAAUAAGGGCUUGCAACUCUGGAUAAAUCUCUCAUCCAAGAACAAAAUGAUUGAGCCAAGGUAUCAAGAAUUGCUGGACAAGGACAUUCCUAGGGCAGAAAGGGAUGGGACACAAGUGAAAGUUAUAGCAGGAGAAGCAAUGGGUGUUCAAUCUCCGGUCUAUACAAGGACUCCCUCGAUGUUCCUUGAUUUCACACUAAAACCGAUGGCUCAACACCAUCAACCCAUCCCAGAAUCUUGGAACGCUUUUGUGUACAUUAUUGAAGGAGAAGGGGUUUUUGGCGGCCUGAAUUCGCCACCGGUUUUGGCUCACCACUGCUUGGUUUUGGGUGGUGGGGAGGGUUUAAGUGUGUGGAACCAGUCCUCGAAGCCACUGAGAUUUGUUCUGAUAGGCGGGCAGCCAUUGAAUGAACCAGUUGUGCAAUAUGGUCCUUUUGUGAUGAACACACAAGCAGAAAUUCAACAGGCUUUUGAGGAUUACAGGCAUUGCAAGAAUGGGUUUGAGAAGGCAAGGCAAUGGAGAUCUUAAUCUGGGAUUCUGGGCUUUAUAUUCAAAUGGUUAUUUUUCUUUUCUGAUAUUCUGGUUUGUUAUAUGUAUUUUGUGUAGAUUGAUAUGAUAGGUCAUUGUUUUCAACCUGUAUUCUUUAUUGGCUAAAAGAUUGAAAUAAGAUUGAGUGAGUGAUUUAAUUGUGUUCA
Molecule: messenger RNA, 1163 nt
Organism: Ipomoea nil (Japanese morning glory)
Lineage: Eukaryota; Viridiplantae; Streptophyta; Magnoliopsida; Solanales; Convolvulaceae
Product: pirin-like protein
Exons: 6
Coding region: 1-996 (331 amino acids)
Source: RefSeq, a predicted model, not a curated record